Messenger RNA from Penicillium arizonense, 552 nucleotides. RefSeq lists its product as uncharacterized. Lineage: Eukaryota; Fungi; Ascomycota; Eurotiomycetes; Eurotiales; Aspergillaceae. The record is from RefSeq and is a predicted model, not a curated record. Bases 1 to 552 code for a protein of 183 amino acids. The transcript has 3 exons.
AUGAAGUUCAACGUCCUCGCCCUCUCUGCUCUGCUGGCCUUCGCUGCCGCUGAGACUACCACCGCGGAUGCCUCUACCACAACUAGCAACCCAUCGGUCGAGUGUGCUAAGCAGUGUGAACCCACAGACACCUGCUGCAUCGCCAAGUGCUGGAACGUUCCCUGCCCCAGCGACAACCAGGCCAACGACACCAACAGCUGUGUCGCCGCCUGCCCCCAGGGCACCGGGUCGCCCGCCGACGCCCAGAAGUACGCCAGCUGCGAGCAGUCCUGCUACAGCUCCCACUUCUGGGGUGGCCACGGACCCACGGCCACCCAGUCUACCUCGACUAGCACUGCCACCGACGCUACUGCUACCGAGACCAGCUCUGAUGCGUCCACCACCGACUCUUCCAAGAAUAAUGGCAAUGACUCCAGCUCCACCAAUGACUCCUCGGAUGGCACAGCCACUAGCUCCUCAGGCUUCUCAACCGAGACCACCAACGCCGCCGUCAAGGUUGGUGCCUCAGCCGCCGGCCUGUUCGGUCUGGUCGCUGCUGCUUUUGCUCUGUGA